AUAUUCUUCAGAUAUCUGGAGAAGAAGGAUGUGAUAUGUGGUAAUGAUGUGCGACUUGGUACACAACAUGAUGGAGGAUGGAAUGUGUGUAUGUCACCACCUUUCAAACUGAAGAAACCCUGCCUUGUCUACUCUUUUGGGAUAGGACAAGACUGGCGGUUUGAAGAUGAUGUUUAUGACUUUUAUAAGUGUAAAGUUCUCGCCUAUGAUCCAAGUAUAGGGAAAAAGGCACAUAACAGAACUGAUUUGAUACACUUUAAACCAUAUGGGUUAGGAGCAGUCACUGAUCAUUGGUCUAAAGGCUGGCCAAUGAAAAGCUUCCGUCAGCAUUUAAAGGAUGAAGGUCAUCUGAAGACUGUGAUAGACUAUGUGAAAUUCGACAUCGACUAUUGGGAAUGGGAAGUGAUCAAAAGUCUAACGAAGGACAAUAUCCUACAAUACGUUAAACAACUCGCCUUCGAAAUUCACCUUCUGCCUGUACCGAUUACUAAGAAAACGGACCGAACGAUCAAGAAAACCGAAUUUAUCGAAAAGUUUGAAAUAUUGAAAGCAUUGGAGGCAAUAGGGUUUAAAAAGUUUAAUUAUCGACUGAAUCCAUUUUGUGGGUAUACUUCGACCAUAACCGGAAUAGUCCGGUCGAAAUGUUACGAAUUACAUUACAUGAAUAUGGAUUUUGUAGAUACAGAGCAUCUAGAGAAAAGACAGGGUCACUUCAUGAAUAAAACUUGAGUUUAUGAC
This is a messenger RNA of Ruditapes philippinarum (Manila clam), 738 nucleotides long. Its product is annotated as probable methyltransferase-like protein 24. NCBI's taxonomy places the organism in Eukaryota, Metazoa, Mollusca, Bivalvia, Venerida, Veneridae. The record is from RefSeq and is a predicted model, not a curated record. The coding region runs from base 91 to 729 and encodes 212 amino acids. The transcript is spliced from 5 exons.